UCCUUUCGUUAUUUGCUAUUUAGAAUUAGUUUUUUUGUUGUCGCAUUUAUUAUGCUGUUUUUAUAUAUCUUUCUAUUUAGUUUUGUUAUUUUAAAAACUCCUUAUAUUACCAAUUUUAUUUUUCUAUAUGUAAUUUUAAUUAUUAAUCUUAAUCCAAUUAAAUUGAUAUAUAUUUAUGUUUUUUAUGCUAUGGAAUUAUACCAUAAGAAUGAGUUAUUAUGUUUGGACAAGCAUUAUAAACUGGUUUUAUAUUAUUAUUUUUUAAACACCCUUCUUAUUCAGUUUUAUUAUAAAAACUAUUGUUUUUAGAUUCAAAUACGCUUGUAUUUACUCCAAAAUUAUUCAUAGUAGUUUAAAACAAAUUCGACGAGUUUUUUUUCAAUGUUCUUUUGUCAAUUUAUGUAUUAUUUUGUUUACUAUUAUCAAUUUUUUUGUUCAAAAUAUUAUCAAAAAAUUCAAUAUUUUUUUAUUUUUAUAUCUAUUACCUUUGAGUAUCAGAACAACUAUAAAAAUAGGACUAUAACCAAUUUUAAGUAGCUUUUAAAUAAUCUUAUUAAACCAAUUAAUUUUUAGUAUUGCAAAUUUCUUUUAAAUGUUUUGCCAAACAUGAAAAAAUAGCGUUCAAAGUUUACAUAUUAUUAAAAAUUUAAUUAUCUUUUCGAUAUUUUUCAACCUAGUUAUUCCAUUUUAUUAAAUAAUCUUUUAAAGAUUGAAAUAUUUAGUUGUUUUAAAGAAAUAUACUGGAUAUGUUUUAUACAUUAACUUUAUUUAAUUUAGGCUUUUGGUUUAUUUUAAUUAUUUAAUCUAGGUCUUCAUGGCAGUAUUCGAGACGGUUUUUUAGUAUUUCGUCAGUGUCGAUUUUGUUUAUUAUUUAGUUUACCCAUUUUUGGGACAGCAUUCUUUUAGUUUUAUUAAUAUUUUGUUUAUUUUUUUGUUUUU
This is a messenger RNA of Ichthyophthirius multifiliis, 939 nucleotides long. RefSeq lists its product as hypothetical. The record is from RefSeq and is a predicted model, not a curated record. NCBI's taxonomy places the organism in Eukaryota, Ciliophora, Oligohymenophorea, Hymenostomatida. The transcript has a single exon.